AUGGUGAAUCCCAACAACCAAAAUGUAUCUACUCCUAUCUUUAAUGGUGAAAAUUUUGAUUUUUGGUAUGUGAAAAUGAGAACUAUUUUUGUCUAUACGGAUCUUUGGGAUCUUGUUGAAAAUGGGUUCGAGGAACUUGAAGAUAAAGGAGCUUUGACAAAUCCCCAAAAGAACCAAUUAAAAGAGCAAAGGAAGAAGGAUUCAAAGGCUCUCUCUUUUAUUCAACAAGGAGUUUCAGAAGCAAUCUUUCCAAGAAUUAUCAAUGCAACAAAAGUGAAGGAGGCAUGGGAUAUUCUUCAGAAAGAGUAUAGAGGCAACUUGAAGAAAUACAAUCCCAUUGUUGCUGUCAUUGAAGAAACUAAAGAUCUUGCUGAUUUGAGUAUUGAAGAUUUGAUGGGUUCAAUUAAAGAAACUAAAGAUCUUGCUGAUUUGAGUAUUGAAGAAUUGAUGGGUUCAAUUAAAGCAUUUGAGCAAAGGUUGAGUAGGCAAUCUGAAAAGUCAAUUGAAAGUGCCUUUCAAUCCAAGCUCAAUGUUAGUACCUCUAAUUUCCAAGGAAGAGGAAGAGGAGGAGGAAGAAAUGCAACUGGAAGAGUAAGAAAUGCAAGAGGAAGAGGAAGGUCUAAUUUUCAAAGAAAGGAAAAUGAAGAGUCCACUCAACAAAAGUGUGGAAUUUGCAACCGAAGCAAUCAUGUUGAUAAAGAUUGUUGGUUUCGAGGAAAGCCAAAAUGUUACAAUUGCAACAAAUUUGGGCAUGUCAAGAAGGAUUACCAUGUCAAGAGCACUCAACAAGCUAAUUUUUCCGAGGAGCAAGAAAAUGAAGGGCACAUGUUCUAUGCUUGUCACAAGGAAUCGGAUCAAAACAAGGAUGUAUGGUGUCUCGAUAGUGGAUGUAGCAAUCACAUGACAGGAGACAGGAGAUGA
Messenger RNA from Camellia sinensis, 921 nucleotides. The record is from RefSeq and is a predicted model, not a curated record. NCBI's taxonomy places the organism in Eukaryota, Viridiplantae, Streptophyta, Magnoliopsida, Ericales, Theaceae.